AUGUUUGAACAAAAGGACGCCGCUCUGAAAACCGCCGCCGCUCAGAGAAUUUCCUUUUCAGUUCUGGACAUUUUGGACCCUCACAAGUUCACAUGUAAAAAGCUAGACGGCACAGCCAACAGCGAGACGCCUUUUCGAAGCUCAGAGUUUGAAAACAUGUCCAGUUCACCCUCUGGCACAAAUAUUCCUUCUCCAACUGAGUCUUUACUCAUCAGUCAUAAUUCAGGAGAUGUUGGAAUAUUAACAGGUGUGUGCACAGAGGAAGAGCAGUGCAGCUCGCCGCUCACACCUGAUGUGGAGACGACCACCGCCCUUGGAGACACACACUCUCGUCUCUCAUGUCCCAAAGACCCGGAUGAGGCGGACGGCGAUGAAGACAGCAGUAGUAUUAAAUGUGUUGCAGACGCACCGAGCACGGAGGAUCCCGCGCGCCGCCGCCGCCGGUCCCGGUCGGAUCACGGGAGCGCGCGCCCCCGACGCGCCCGAACCGCGUUCACCUACGAGCAGCUGGUGGCGCUGGAGAACAAGUUCCGCACAACGCGCUACCUGUCCGUGUGCGAGAGACUGAACCUGGCGCUGGCGCUCAGCCUGACAGAGACCCAGGUGAAGAUCUGGUUUCAGAACCGCAGAACAAAAUGGAAGAAACAAAACCCAGGGGCUGCAGACAGCAUCCUGCAACCUCCGAGCUCGAGCGUGAGUCCGGCUGCGGGACUGUGCGGCUCAGUCGUGGCGGGAUUUCACGCUUUCCCGCCUUUCAGCACUGGAAAUGGGAUGUUCCACUCUUCCAGUGCUGUACCAUUAUCAUCCACUGGUACGCUCCUGCGUCCGUUUUUUUCUAGCGGCUACCUUCAACCCACCUUCUUCCAGCCUCAUUUAUAA
Molecule: messenger RNA, 879 nt
Organism: Neoarius graeffei (lesser salmon catfish)
Lineage: Eukaryota; Metazoa; Chordata; Actinopteri; Siluriformes; Ariidae
Gene: nkx1-2a
Product: NK1 transcription factor related 2-like,a
Exons: 2
Coding region: 1-879 (292 amino acids)
Biological process (GO): regulation of transcription by RNA polymerase II; cell differentiation
Cellular component (GO): nucleus
Molecular function (GO): RNA polymerase II cis-regulatory region sequence-specific DNA binding; DNA-binding transcription factor activity, RNA polymerase II-specific
Source: RefSeq, a predicted model, not a curated record